CCCGGAAGCGCCAACAGAGCAGGGGAAGGAGGGCAGCCUCCGUCCAGAACGCCACGAAGUCGCCCCCUGAUCUGCCUGGGCCCCUCCUGCCCCCCUCCUUUGACAGCCAUGGCGUCCUCACAGCCCUCUGGUUCCAACUGGGGCCUCAUCAUGAACAUCGUCAAUAGCAUCGUCGGCGUCAGCGUGCUCACCAUGCCCUUCUGCUUCAGACAGUGUGGCAUCUUUCUGGGAGCCCUGCUGCUUAUUUUCUGCUCCUGGAUGACUCAUCAAUCCUGCAUGUUCCUAGUGAAAUCAGCCAAUCUCAGCAAACGCAGGACCUAUCCUGGGCUAGCCUUCCAUGCCUAUGGAAAACCUGGGAAAAUGCUGGUAGAAACUAGUAUGAUCGGACUAAUGUUGGGAACCUGCAUUGCUUUUUAUGUUGUUAUUGGUGACUUGGGAUCAAACUUCUUUGCCCGGUUGUUUGGACUUCAGGUGAGCGGCUGGUUCCGGAUAGUCCUGCUCUUUAUUGUCUCCCUCUGCAUAGUGCUUCCGCUGAGUCUCCAGAGGAACAUGAUGGCUUCCAUACAGUCCUUCAGUGCCAUGGCUCUGAUCUUUUACACAGUGUUUAUGUUUGUGAUUGUGCUCUCUGCCUUCAAACAUGGCCUCUUUGGUGGCCAGUGGCUGCAGCGGGUCAGUUACGCCCGCUGGGAGGGCAUUUUUCGCUGCAUUCCUAUCUUUGGCAUGUCUUUUGCCUGUCAGUCCCAGGUCCUGCCAACCUAUGAUAGUCUGGAUGAGCCAUCUGUUAAAAUCAUGAGCUCCAUAUUUGCCUCAUCACUAAAUGUGGUCACUGCCUUUUAUGUUAUGGUGGGGUUCUUUGGCUAUGUGAGCUACACAGAAGCCAUUGAGGGGAACGUGCUCAUGAACUUCCCUUCUAAUUUGGUGACUGAGAUGAUACGCGUCGGGUUCAUGAUGUCUGUAGCAGUUGGGUUUCCUAUGAUGAUUCUACCUUGCCGGCAGGCACUGAAUACCCUUCUCUUCGAGCAGCAGCAAAAAGAUGGGACAUUUGCUGCAGGUGGUUACAUGCCACCUCUUCGAUUUAAAGCCUUGACUCUGACUGUUGUAUUUGGAACCAUGGUUGGAGGCAUCAUGAUCCCAAACGUGGAGACCAUCUUGGGCCUAACAGGUGCAACAAUGGGAAGCCUCAUCUGUUUUAUCUGUCCAGCUCUCAUUUACAAGAAAAUCCACAAGAAUGCACUUUGCUCACAGCUCAUACUCUGGAUUGGUUUGGGAGUAUUGCUCAUCAGCACUUACACCACCUUAUCUGCAACCCCAGACAUCCCAGCAAAAAUAGAGUCUGUGGAACCAGGAAAGCUGCCAGGAGAAAUAAAGAAUGUACUAGAUGAAGAUCCUGUCAAAAUCGCAGACCAGAACCCAGCAGUGGAAGAGGCGGUUCAUAAGCAUGACAAGCCUAUAUUGCAUAAUGGGAAAGAAGAGGUGGAACAACCACAGAUCAAGGUUCCUAUGGAUGUGCCCAGUAGAGAUGGGAAAGAGAAACCAAAGGAAGAGGUGCAGCUGGACCGACCUGACCAAGGUUUUGCACAGCCUGUAGGAGAAGCCCAUCGCCAUGAGCCACCAGUACCACAUGAUGAGGUAGUGGUGGAUGAGGGUCAGGAUCAUGAGGAGCCUGAAGAGAAGCGACCACCAGCCAACAAGGAAGUCCUAGUGGAGGAAAGUCCUGUGUUGGGAGAGGACCGAGCACUGCCACAACCUGUUCCUGAACAAGCAAAAGGAGAUGGUGGCCAGGAAAAGCUGGAGGACCAUCCUGUGAAAGACCUCAAGCUUCUGCCAGAUUUGGAUGCACAUAAAGAUGAGCAUCCCCCUUAUAAAGACCUUGAGCUGGAUGAGCAGGGUGAGAGAAGAGAUAAGGCUGUGGGUGGGAAAGAUGAUGCCAUUCCACAGGAAGGAAGGACAGCUGUUGAGGAGGAGAAUGAAACAGGUGAAAAGAGGGAGUUGCUUCCUCCAGAGGGGCUAGAACCAGCUCAGGCUGAGGAGAGAGAGAUCCGUAACGCUGAGGAGAACGCAAACAUCAAGCUGGAGGAAGCUGGGCAGAAGAAGCUACUAGACCAUGCAGUCCUGUUGCAAGUGAUUAAGGAACAGCAAGUUCAGCAGAAGCAGCUCUUAGACCAGCAGGCAAAGCUCCUAGCAGUGAUUGAGGAACAGCAUAAAGAGAUCCAUCAGCAGAGGCAAGAGGAGGGAGGUGAAGAAAGACCAAAGCAAGAAAUACACCAGGAACCUGUCCUCCUUUUCUCCAAGAGUAAAGAAAGAGAGGAUGGCUUUGAAAAUGAAGAUGUUGCAAACAAUAUACCUAAUGAUACACCAAAUCAUCCCCUGCAUGUUGUGGACAGUCAGCACUUAGACUCUGAUGGCCAGAAAAGACAGCAAGCCACAGGUCCAGGAGAGCAGAAACAAAUGCGCAGCAAAUUAACUGGAGCUCCACCUAAAAACCCUGCAGCUCCUGUACAAAAUGAUAAAAUUGCACAGCACCAAGCUGGGAAAAACCCAGCAGUGAAGUUAGUGGAUUCGGUUAGAAGUGAUUCACAGAUUGCAAUGGCUGAUGGAUAUCAACAAGAAAAGCAAGCAAAAGGUGAGGGGUUGAAAGAAGGCCAGGAUAUUCAAGAGGCACAAAAUGUCCAAGAAAAGAUCAAGAAUGCUAAGAAAAGAAAUGAGGUUGCAGAAAGAGCUGAAGGCCAAAGAGAAAUGCUUGACGCAGCUAUAGCCCACGGAGUAGAUGGGAGGAUUUCAGAGAGAGAGAGAGUUGUCAAAGAGGGUAAAAAAAAGGAGUCUCCUGAUCGACAACAGCAAAAAGAUCCUGCAUAUAAACCAAAGGCAUCUGAAAAGAUGCAAGAAAACUUGGUAGACCCAGAAGCUAUAAAACCCGACAAAUUUGGGGAGAAAGAGGCCUUAUCUUUGGAUCAGCUUGGUAGAGCACACAGCCAGGGGGGCAACAGUAAAGACAGAAUGGCAGCUGGAACCCAUAGUCCACAGAGAAAGGUAGGGUUGGAUUCAGUGAGAGAGCUAAAGGAACCAGAGAAGUUGCAUAAGUCUGAUAAUGACCAUGUCUUAAAGCUGGAACAGGUUCGAGCUGCCCCCAGAGACCAGGAAAAUGCCAAACCCAAUAGGGAUCUGAAGCUGCAAGCUGAGCUGGACUUGCGCCGCAGGAGGCGAGACCUAGAAGAGGAAGGAGGGGAACCAGGGGGGGUGAUAAUUGGACUGAACCCCCUCCCAGAUGUGAAAGUCAAUGAUCUCCGUAGUGCUCUGGAGACUCGAUUAAAUCAGGCAGCAGAAGGUGCUCAGCAAGCACUUCACAGUCGACAGAUUAAACAGAUACAAGAGGUGGAGGAAGAAGUGUGACGGACCAAGUCUUUGCACUAUUGGGAUAUGGUGCAGGAAGCCCAUGGCCAUUUUGGGAUGUCUUUUUGUUGAGCUACUUGCACUCAGAUAUGUGAAUAUUAGCAGUUUAAAUCAGCUGGGUGCUGAGUCUUGAGCAAUCAUUGAACUGCACAUGUUCCAGGAGGCAGAAAUUCUAUUGCUGCCAGUCAGUAUCUGGUAGAAUACCAAAAUGCCCUCUCUCUUUCCACUGUACUGAUGACUAGCCUGAAAAACCCAGGUUCGUCCAACUGAGUUUUGAAGAGUGCUUUGUAUUUGCCAUCUUUCCAAAGAAGCAUUUUCAUUUUAUUCUUGCUCAUUUGCCUUGAGCUCAUUGCUUUAAUUUCUGUGUUUGGAACUGGAGUCUGUUCUCCUACUUGUCAUUCAGUCUUGUUGGAAGUGGAUUUGCAUCCCUUAAAUUAAUCUUGGAUUAGUUUGUUCUCUGACUACCCCAUGGGUAUGUCUGCCAUUCCAAGUAGUAUCAGGAAGCUGAAAGAAGUUCCUUACGUGUCUAAAAUGGGAAGAUUCUGGGGAGAAAUUUUUAGGAAUGUAGAGGUUGUUAGGACCUAGAUGCAUUUUUAAAAUAGGCUCAGAAAUGGCUGUUCCAAUCUUCUUCGGCUAGUGAUCCACAUUAGCAAUAAUAAAGAGGUUACCUUCCCUUUCUUGGCUAUGAAACUUAGGUUUAUGCUUUUAAAACAUUCCUAUCCCAAGUGCAUUAUAGAACCAUACUGUGCAUGAAGACUCUGUAAGUUACUUGCUGCAAGAGGAAACAAUACUGUAUUUAGAAAGUCAAAUGAAGGGAUUUCAAGGAGGCAUUAUCCAAGUGGGACAGCUUCUCUACCUCUUUCCUCCAUUUGGCAAGUACAUGCAUUGUGAUUUAAAGCUUCCCCCACAACCGUGUCUUCAGGUGUGUGGGUCUGAUCUGUGACUUGCAAAUCAGUCAUUUGAGCAGAGCUGGUUUGUUUCAGGCUUCCUGGUAGGAAAUACGGCUUUUGUUAUUAACAAGUGAUAUGGCAAAAUGAAAAUCCUUUUUUGAUUACUGAAUGUAUAUAAUAUCCAGAGAUAUCUGAGAAACUCUCCAAGCUGCAAAAAGAAUAGAAUUGGGAACUGUAAGAGCAUUUUUCUGUAAAGGUGGGGGGAGGGGGGGAGAUCAUUGAGUUUGUACAAUGACUUCUUAUCUCCUAUGAGUAUACUUUCAUAGAAUAGUCAUGGGUUCAGAAAUGCUAGUGCUGACCAUACUUCCAAAACAGCUCUGCCCAUUUGGGUGUCCCCCAGAUGUUAGACUAUGGCUCUCACUGUGCACAGUAGGUUGAUAGGAGUUACAAUCCAAUCCAUCUGUGGAAUAACUGAUUGGAGAAAGUUGCAUGAAGGCCAUAGUCUUUCCUGAGAAAUGAAAUCAAGUUGGGUCCUCUUUGCCGUAUCUUUUUGUGAAAUGUGCUUGAUUUAUCUCCAUUCAAGGAGAGAAAUGUGGCUGGUUCCACUUGCCUACUUUGAAGGCCAUUUUGCCUUGUCAGGAACAUGAUUGUCAUUAUAGCCUUAAUCUUCAGGACCAACAUUAAACCAUAGUCUAGUGUGACAGUUAGCUAAAGCCAGCUUCUGGCUUUCAUACUUUUGCCCUUCUCCUCCUCCAGCACUGCCAUGGGGAGUUUAGUGUUUCUUCUCCUUUUGAAUAAUCACUACUUGUCAUGUUGUAUGAACUAACAAACUGUUGGUGUUGUUCACAUUAGCAUUAAUGAGUUAACAUUAACCAACAGUGUCUUAGAAUGACAUGACUAAUUGUGAUGAAGCAAAAACUUCCACAACUUACCUGACAGAGAAGACUAUGCAGACUCAACAUUUGCUCAGACUAAACUAUGGUUUAGCACAGCUAUUCCUAUUUUAGGGUUCCCAGUUGACUUUGGACAUCACUUUUGGCUGCGGGUGAUGACAGCUGUGGUGUAACAGCAUGAGACAACCCUCAGUUUAGGAAGUAUAGCAUAACAUAUUUGAAUGCAACCAUUGUCUGUUGCUGCUAAAAGCACAAUCAGGUCAUAGCCAGGGCUGCUGGCUGUUGCUUAAAUCCCAUAAGUAACUAUGGUCUCUCUGUGUAGUAUGUUCCUUGUAAAUACCAAGAAAAUUUCUUUAAUAUGAAUGUCUAUAGAGGUGUCAACGGAAUGUCCUGUCAAGCUUUUUUCUAAUCAAGGGUGAUGUGACCAAGCAUCAUGACUAAAGGACCAAAGAUACUUCUGACAUUAUUCGAUAGAGAAACUGGACUUUAAAUGAGGCAUUUCCAAGCAGCUAUGGAUGGGAAACAUAGUAAGGAGGGGGCAGUAGGUUUCAGUUGGAAUGCCUCCCUUGGUGCAACAACACAAGUUCCAAUUUGCAGUGUUGUAUACUGGCAAGCAGCUGGGACUAUGAGAAAGCUGCACAAAUCAAUAAAGCAAAUGCAAACAUU
Molecule: messenger RNA, 5839 nt
Organism: Sceloporus undulatus (fence lizard)
Lineage: Eukaryota; Metazoa; Chordata; Lepidosauria; Squamata; Phrynosomatidae
Gene: SLC38A10
Product: solute carrier family 38 member 10
Exons: 16
Coding region: 109-3390 (1093 amino acids)
Biological process (GO): amino acid transmembrane transport
Molecular function (GO): amino acid transmembrane transporter activity
Source: RefSeq, a predicted model, not a curated record